AUGCGGAGAGAUUUUCCGGACAAUCCUGCUCUUCACUGGGACACCCAGCUCCUUGCCACCUUCGUGCUCCAGCAUAUAGAAGCCAAUAACAUCAACCUGGUGGUAACCUUUGAUGCGGGAGGAGUGAGUGGUCAUGCAAACCACACCUCACUUUACAGUGCUUUAAGCUACCUGCAUUCAGAGCAGAAGUUACCUGAAGGAUGCCAUGUGCUCACACUUGAAACCGUAAAUCUCUUCCGCAAGUACAUCUCCAUCCUGGAUAUUCCCAUUUCCUGCUUGCUGCCCAGCGAUGCACUCUUCAUACUCACGGAAGAGGAAGCGGAACAAGCCAGGAGAGCCAUGCGGUGCCAUCGCAGCCAGCUCCUCUGGUUUCGCCGCCUCUACAUGCGAUUCUCACGUUACAUGGUGGUCAAUUCACUUCGUCUUCUGUGAAAAAACAACACU
Tinamus guttatus (white-throated tinamou) is the source of this 444-nucleotide messenger RNA. The record is from RefSeq and is a predicted model, not a curated record. Lineage: Eukaryota; Metazoa; Chordata; Aves; Tinamiformes; Tinamidae.